CAUGACCAUGGUGAAAGUAAUUGGAGCCCAGCCAAUACUGAACAAGAGAUUCUCUCUGACCUGUGGCACCGCUGGAACGGUUUACUCCAUUCAGUGGAUGAGGAACGGCUGGCCUCUGUAUGCUGACAACAGAACAGACUUCUCUAUGAACAACAAUACACUGACAUUCAACUCUGUCCAGCAUUCUGACAAUGGAGACUAUCAGUGUUCUGCCUCCAACCCCCUCAGCAACAUGACCAGCCCAGAAUACAGACUGAUCGUCAACUAUGGACCGGAGAAGCCUAUAAUAACAGGACCAGCAUUAGGAGAAACAGGACACAGCGUGACCUUCAACUGCUCUGCCUCCUCUCAGCCUCUCAGCCAGUUCAGCUGGUUCUUCAAUGGAUCCCAGGUGGCGACUGGCUCAGUGUAUGAGACGGGCCCACUGACCUUAGCCAGUCAUGGGGAAUACACCUGUGUGGCCUUCAACAACAUCACUUGCAGAAACAGCACUGUCUCCAAGAUGCUCACUAUUGUUGCAACAGUGACCGUGACCAUGGUGAAAGUAAUUGGAGCCCAGCCAAUCCUGAAGGAGAGAUUCUCUCUGACCUGUGGCACCGCUGGAACGGUUUACUUCAUUCAGUGGAUGAAAAACGGCUGGCCUCUGUAUGUUGACAACAGAACAGACUUCUCUAUGAACAACAAUACACUGACAUUCAACUCAUUACAGCAUUCUGACAAUGGAGACUAUCAGUGUUCUGCCUCCAACCCCCUCAGCAACAUGACCAGCCCAGAAUACAGACUGAUCGUCAACUAUGGACCGGAGAUGCCAAUAAUAACAGGACCAGCAUUAGGAGAAACAGGACACAGCGUGACCUUCAACUGCUCAGCUUCCUCUCAGCCUCUCAGCCAGUUCAGCUGGUUCUUCAAUGGCUCCCAGGUGGCAACUGGCUCAAAGUAUGAGACUGGCCCACUGACCUUAGCCAGUCAUGGGAAAUACACCUGUGUGGCCUUCAACAACAUCACUUGCAGAAACAGCACUGUCUCCAAGAUGCUCACUAUUGUUGCGCCAAUAACCUCAGUGUCCAUAAGCACCGGUGGAAACCAGGCGAUAGAGGGUGACUCCUUUACAAUGACUUGCAAUAUCGUUGGUGAUCCUAGCUCCAUUCACUGGUGGAAGAACCUCACGUUAGUGCAUCUGGAUAACAGAACCCACGUCUCUUUCGACAACAGAACACUGACCUUCAACCCUGUCCAGUAUUCUUCCUAUGGAGAAUAUCAGUGUAUGGCCAGAAAUAGUAUAAGCAACAGAACUAGCACCCGCUACACACUCCUAGUGAAUUAUGGACCCAAGCAACCUGUGAUAGCUGGUGCACCCAUUGCCGAAACAGAACAAAGAGUGACCUUCAACUGCUCAGCCUCCUCUCAGCCUCUCAGCCAGUUCAGCUGGUUCUUCAAUGGCUCCCGGGUGGCAACAGGCUCAGAGUAUGAGACGGGCCCACUGACCUUAGCCAGUCAUGGGGAGUAUACUUGUGUGGCCUUCAACAACGCCACUGGCAGAAACAGCACUGUCUCCAAGAUGCUCACCGUCAUUGAGGCUAUAAAGUCGGUGAUGGUGAAACGAAACAAAACGCCGAUAUCAUCUGACAACCUAACCCUGACCUGUGAUGUCACCGGGCGCUAUGACACCAUCUACUGGAUGAAGGACAACCUGCCUCUGGUCCUGAACAACACCUUGAACUCUGACAUCACCAUCUCUAACAACUCUUUGCACUUCAGUCCAGUCAAGGUGUCUAACGAUGGAAACUAUCAGUGCGUCGCCACCAACCUCCUUCGCCCACACACCAGCCCUAAAUACCAGCUAUUGGUGAACUAUGGCCCUUUGAGUGUGAACGUCUCUGGCCCAGGCUUAGUGGUGAUUGGCUCAGUAAUCCCUGUCAGUCUGAAGUGCUCAGCCGACUCCCGGCCAACCAGCGAGUACCGGUGGAAAUACAACAACCAACCAUUGACCGCGACUGGUCCUUUGAUGGCUGUAGGUGUCUCCUUGAAAAAUGCAGGGAUUUACACCUGUGUGGCCAAGAACUCUCUAACUAACAUCUCAAUGUCCAAGAACAUUAGUCUGGAUGUCACUGGCCACUCGCCUGCCCCUCCAUUCCAGUCCAGACUUGGUCUGAUGUUGAUGGGCCUUGCAGCUCUCUCUCUGCCUCUGAUCAACCACUGAGACUACCACACUGCAUGUCUGCUGGCUGGGAGCCAAUCACUCCCUUCCCUCUACCCUCACUGACUCCCCUCACUGAUCUGAAAAAGGACUGGAUAGAAAUAAGUGGUAUUGUCAAUAUUGUAAUUGCCCAAUCGUACCAUCAUAGGGCUGAGUUUAGUGUGCUUAGCUCUUUUCCAAUGCUUUUAGAUUGUGAGGAGAGAGUCAACAAGAGGUCAGAAGGGAGGGGCCUAUCCCCAUAGAAUAGAACCCACCUCAACAGUUUGUUUUUAUGUCAAUCAUCUCUAUAAACUGAUAUUCGUCUUCCACAUGGUAAUUGAAGGCG
Molecule: messenger RNA, 2522 nt
Organism: Oncorhynchus mykiss (rainbow trout)
Lineage: Eukaryota; Metazoa; Chordata; Actinopteri; Salmoniformes; Salmonidae
Source: RefSeq, a predicted model, not a curated record